UACUCCACAGACUGCAGUCAUUGUUCGGUGCCCGUUGGCUCUAUCUGUCCUGUUCUGGUCAAAUAUAUUAACUGCAAUAUCGACACAUAAACCUUGCGUAUAUUAUACAUUGUACAAAUAUAUAAUACAUAUCGCACGUGUUAUGUAUGUGUGUGUGCUUGAGCGUAUUUUUCUUACAUUAUAUUAAAUUUUGACGCAAUACUGCUACGCACACGAUAUUAUAGAUUUUUUUUUCACCGGGACCGGGCCGGGCAUCUGACCAACGAAUCGAUCACGUUUUCCUGCAGUGAAAUUUUGCGGAUUUUUCUCGGUUUUUGUAGUAUUUUUUUAAAUUUWUAUUUUUUUUUAUAUUUCCGUUACGUUCAUAAUUAUAUUAUUUGUUUUUCACGAAGAUUUAUAUAUACGUCUAUACCACGUGACAUCGACGUCCGGACAACAACGUGAGUGUACACAUCUAUAUAAUAUAUAAUUAGAGCUUUGUGACAGCAUAUUAUAUAGAAACAAUGGUACGAAGAUAAAUUGUGCAUCGGGAUAUCGUUACCUAUAUUGACUUUUUUAUUGUCGAUUCGCUUUUUUAUUUGCGACCACUGCACGAGCCUAACGGGGCUGGGCGACAUGGAUCAAAGUCAGCGGAAUUAUUACAAAACGAAUAUAGCUGCUCUGAAUUUGACCGCGGCGCUGGUGAAAAGUGAGCCAUUGAACGAGAAAGAGGACGACGCGAAAUGGCCCUGUCUCGAAACGGUCAGCGGCAAAGAUAUUUUGUCCACAGAGACAUCAUCCACAACCUCCAGAGAYGAAACGUCCAACGCAUCCAAUCACAAAAGGAAACCGCUCUGUACCAUAGGAAACUCGUUCUACAUAUUCUCAGCAUUGGUAUUAUUCCUCGUGGGCAGCAUUACAAUAGUAUAUACACCAUUUAACAUAUUAAUGAAUGAGAGACUGAAAAUGGUUCGUGGUCUACCAGCAUACGAAUGGUGGAAGAAUCCUCCUGAUGAGGUUUUGCUUAGAGUGUACCUAUUUAACGUAACUAACAGUGAACGGUUCGAGAACGGAAUCGAUAGUAAACUGGAGUUAAAUGAAAUCGGUCCUAUAGUAUUCAGAGAAUUAUUACGACACAGUGAUGUUAGAUUCAACGACAACGGCACAAUGACUUAUGUAGCCACGAGAACAGCCGUGUUCUUGCCAGAAAUGACAAAUAUCAGUUUGGACGCUAAUUUAAUACUACCCAAUUUUGCCGCAUUGGGGAUGGCAUCAUAUUUAUGGGAUGCUUCUUAUUUCACGAGGUAUGGUUUCAAAUUAAUGAUGGAAAUGUUGGGUACAAAAAUGUUUAUUAAAACAUCUAUUAAUGAUUGUUUAUGGAACUUAACUGAUCCCUUAGUUCAAAAAGCAAAAUCUAUGAUGCCUGGUUUAGUUCCUGAAGAAAACAUGGGUAUAUUAUACCAGAUUUAUAACAAGUUCACGGAUGAAGUUACUGUAUUCAUGGGUCCAGAAAACGGACGAAGGUUCUUCACGGUAGAUAAGUACCAUGGUAAACCUAAUCUUGGAAUUUGGGAGGAUUCAAAGUGUGAUAGUGUACAGGGUUCUACUGAAGGUGUUACGUACCAUCAGUUUGUUUCAAAAAAUGACACAUUGAAGUAUUUAAGAAAAACUAUGUGCCGAGUGACACCACUAAAAUACAAAAAUGAGGUGACCAAAUCGGGAAUGACAAUGUACAAGUUUAUUCUUCCAAAGAAUGUAUUUUCUCAUCCACAAACCGAUCCAAGCUUAGAAGACUGUUUUCAUAAUCCUAAAUCAACUCCUCUCCUUUCUGGGCUUUCUGACGUAUCACCGUGUUAUUAUGAUUUCCCUAUUGCAGCCUCAUUUCCUCAUUUCCUCAAUGGUGAUCAAGCACUAGUGAAAUCAAUAUCAGGAUUAAAACCUACUGAAGAAAAACAUGGCUCGUACUUAAUCGUUGAACCAUUAACAGGGGUUCCAGUGGAAAGUAGAGCUCGUAGCCAGAGCAAUCUAGUCAUGCAUCCCACGAGUGGAUUUUCAAACCUUGACAAAUUCAGUAAUAUGACAAUACCAAUGUUUUGGGCAGAAUAUAAUCAAGUGGGUUUACCUUGGUACAUAACAACUCUAAUGUAUUUUACUGUUAUUGUUUUGCCGUACACACAAUCGGUCGGGAGCAUCAUCAUGAUGAUAACCGGUUUGGCAAUGAUCGGCAAAACGAUAUUUGAUGCAAUAUUUGGUUAUAAAAAACCACUAUACUCAUAUAGUUCUUUGGAUCUCUUGCCGUCAAUUAGCUAA
Messenger RNA from Diuraphis noxia (Russian wheat aphid), 2289 nucleotides. RefSeq names its product scavenger receptor class B member 1-like. Gene Ontology annotation, molecular function: scavenger receptor activity. The record is from RefSeq and is a predicted model, not a curated record. Gene Ontology annotation, cellular component: cytoplasm; membrane. Lineage: Eukaryota; Metazoa; Arthropoda; Insecta; Hemiptera; Aphididae.